Phragmites australis (common reed) is the source of this 1378-nucleotide messenger RNA. Its product is annotated as caffeoylshikimate esterase-like. NCBI's taxonomy places the organism in Eukaryota, Viridiplantae, Streptophyta, Magnoliopsida, Poales, Poaceae. Gene Ontology annotation, molecular function: lipase activity. Gene Ontology annotation, cellular component: membrane. The coding region runs from base 132 to 1118 and encodes 328 amino acids. The record is from RefSeq and is a predicted model, not a curated record. The transcript has a single exon.
GUUAUUUGAGGAGGAGAAAAUACGUUAACUAAAUGGUGCAUGGGCCCAAUAUAUAUAACUAAGUAGCGCCCAACCAUCCCUCCUCCCCUUCCACAAGCCAAGCUAGCGAGGCAGCAGCGAGAGACAAGAAGAUGGUGCACCCUAUUGCGGAGGCCGACGAGCGGAGCCCCUUCGGCCGCCUCAGCCCCGACGAGUUCUACGCCCGACACGGCGUCGCCCACUCCACCUCCUCCUUCGUCAACCCGCGAGGCCUCCGCGUCUUCACCCAGCGCUGGAUCCCUCGUGAAUCCCCCGUCCUCGGCGCCGUCGCCGUCGUGCACGGCUUCACGGGCGAGUCCAGCUGGAUGGUGCAGCUCACUGCCGUCCACCUCGCUAGCCACGGGUUCGCCGUCGCCGCGCUCGACCACCAGGGCCACGGCUUCUCCGAGGGCCUCCAGGGCCACCUCCCCGACAUCGGGACGGUCCUCGACGACUGCGACACCGCCUUCGCGCCCUUCCGCGCCGACUACCCGCCCCCGCUCCCCUGCUUCCUCUACGGGGAGUCCCUCGGCGGCGCCAUCGCGCUGCUCCUCCACCUCCGGAGCAAGGACCUGUGGCGCGACGGCGCCGUGCUCAACGGCGCCAUGUGCGGGGUCAGCCCGCGGUUCAAGCCGCCGUGGCCACUCGAGCACCUGCUGUGGGCCGCCGCAGCGGUCGCGCCCACCUGGCGCGUGGCCUUCACCAGGGGCAACAUCCCCGAUCGGUCGUUCAAGGUGGAGUGGAAGCGGAAGCUCGCGCUGGCCAGCCCGCGCCGCACCACGGCGCCUCCGCGCGCCGCCACAGCGCUGGAGCUCCUGCGCGUGUGCCGGGAGCUGCAGGAGCGGUUCGAGGAGGUGGAGCUGCCGCUCCUGGUGGUGCACGGUGGCGACGACACCGUCUGCGACCCCGCCUGCGUCGAGGAGUUGCACCGCCGCGCGGGGGGCGCGGACAAGACGCUCCGUGUCUACUCCGGGAUGUGGCACCAGAUCAUCGGUGAGCCCGAGGAGAACGUCGAGAAGGUGUUCGACGAAAUCAUCGCCUGGCUCAAGGCCCGCGCCGCCGCGCGCCACGGCGACCAGCAGCAGCAGCAGCGGGAGUAGUUUGGGCACGCGGCUCGCGUGCGUGCGUGCCAUGACCGUGGGCGUGGAGCCUGGUCAUGGCGGAUUCCAGACUUGUUAUGUUAUCUGGUAUGAGCCCAGCAAUAAAUCUGUGGUGAUUCAAUUCGGUGAGAUCUGAUCCGGUGGUCCCGGUGCAUCAUCUGCAACUGCUUGAGAUGCCCCUAACCAUGGCUACGGAUGCAUGUACCUUGCUUGAUUCUUCAAUCAAUGGAUGAACAAAUUUCAAUUUCUGCCGUGUUGUU